This is a messenger RNA of Cephus cinctus (wheat stem sawfly), 2965 nucleotides long. RefSeq names its product moesin/ezrin/radixin homolog 1 (gene Moe). The transcript has 9 exons. Gene Ontology annotation, molecular function: cell adhesion molecule binding; actin binding. The record is from RefSeq and is a predicted model, not a curated record. Gene Ontology annotation, cellular component: adherens junction; apical part of cell; plasma membrane. Bases 656 to 2386 code for a protein of 576 amino acids. NCBI's taxonomy places the organism in Eukaryota, Metazoa, Arthropoda, Insecta, Hymenoptera, Cephidae. Gene Ontology annotation, biological process: positive regulation of protein localization to early endosome; regulation of organelle assembly; positive regulation of early endosome to late endosome transport.
UAAGUACUCCUAGAGGCAUCAAGAGGGUUUCUUCGCAACUAAAAAAUUAGAGUGCAGCGCCGCGUUCCUUUUCGUGGGAACUACCCUCCGAACGAUUGGACGCUUCACAGGGGAGAGUACAAUAUUUCACCAUAAAUUUUUCGGAGGAUCCUUUCAAUUCGUGACACCCGGUAUUCUUCAGAGCCGUUGUCGAUUGGCUGCAGCCCCGUGGACCGGCCCGUUCACGUUAUCCCUUCCGCACCGUAGUCAACCGUAGUGCAGUCUGUCUCCCUCUUGACGUCGUUUUGCCAAGUUGGAGGAACCGAGAACGAGCCAACAAGGUAGAGGAGUAAGAACGCCGAGUGCGGCUUCCGGCUGGCGGUGGGGUGAAGAAAAGGAAAAGAAAAAAGAACGGACGCCGGUUGCGCCGUGCACUUGCCCCCUUGGCCCAUUGUUCGAUUCGAGCUCAACCGGCAAGCUGCGUCGUUUCGAGUUUUCCGUUACACGUCGCGGUGUUUUCAAGUGACUACGAGACUCGGCAAGGAACUACGGCGUCAGUUUAUUAAAUAAUACCGAAAGAGAAUCGCGAGUGCUAUCGCUUUGUAAUAUUCUGUAAAAGUAAUCGGGUGAGAGGUUAGUGUGAUUGUUGCGCGAUCGACUCGAUUCGAUAUUCGCCAUGGUGGCUGGUGCGAAGAUGAUGAACGUGCGGGUGACGACGAUGGACGCGGAGCUGGAGUUCGCGAUCCAGCAGACGACUACCGGCAAGCAACUGUUUGAUCAGGUCGUCAAGACGAUCGGUCUCAGGGAAGUCUGGUUCUUUGGACUCCAGUACACGGACAACAAGGGUGACCUGACCUGGAUCAAACUCUACAAGAAGGUGAUGAACCAGGAGGUCAAGAAAGAGAAUCCAUUGCAGUUCAAGUUCCGUGCCAAAUUCUAUCCCGAGGACGUAUCCGAGGAGCUUAUCCAGGAUAUCACUCUUCGCCUUUUUUAUCUCCAGGUGAAAAAUGCCAUCCUCACUGAUGAAAUCUACUGCCCACCGGAGACGUCGGUUCUUCUUGCUUCCUAUGCCGUUCAGGCUCGACACGGUGACUUCCAGAAGGGAACUCAUACAGCUGGGUUCCUGGCGAACGAUCGUCUGUUGCCUCAACGUGUUAUGGAUCAGCACAAGAUGAGCAAGGAGGAAUGGGAGGGCUCAAUUACCACCUGGUGGCAGGAACAUCGUGGUAUGCUCCGCGAAGAUGCCAUGAUGGAGUAUCUUAAAAUCGCUCAAGAUUUGGAAAUGUAUGGCGUGAACUACUUUGAGAUCCGUAACAAAAAGGGUACUGAACUGUGGCUUGGCGUUGACGCCCUCGGCCUCAAUAUCUACGAGAAGGACGACAAGCUCACGCCAAAGAUUGGCUUUCCCUGGUCCGAGAUCAGGAACAUUAGCUUCAACGACAGAAAAUUCAUAAUUAAGCCAAUCGAUAAGAAGGCACCGGACUUUGUCUUCUUUGCACCCAGGGUCAAGAUCAACAAGAGAAUCUUGGCUCUUUGCAUGGGUAAUCAUGAGCUCUACAUGCGUAGACGCAAACCAGAUACCAUCGACGUUCAGCAGAUGAAGGCGCAAGCACGAGAAGAGAAGAUCGCCAAGCAGCAACAGAGAGAAAAGCUGCAGCUCGAGAUCGCUGCGCGAGAACGGGCCGAGAAGAAGCAGCAAGAAUAUGAGGAGAGAUUGAGGAAUAUGGCAGAGGAAAUGGAGAGGCGGCAGGCUGAGCUGAACGAAGCUCAGGAGAUGAUACGUCGUCUGGAGGAGCAACUGAGACAGUUGCAGGCGGCCAAGGAGGAGCUUGAGGAUCGUCAGAAGGAAUUGACCGCCAUGAUGGAGAAAUUGGAACGCUCUCACGAGAUGGAGGCCGCUGAGCGCGCCAAAUUAGAACAAGAGAUCAGGGACAAGCAAGAGGAGGUAUUGCGUAUCCAGACCGAGGUCGAGGUCAAGGAUGCAGAAGCCAGAAGAUUGCAGGAGGAGGUUGAAGCCGCCAGGCUGAGGCAGGAGGAAGCUGACAGAGCCUUCCAAGCAAGCACGACUCCUCAACAUCAUCAUGUGGAGGAGAACGAGGAGGAAGGCGAAGAGGAAGGUGAGGACGAGACUCCUCACGGCGAUGUCACGAAGGAACUUGUGACCGACGAGUCUAUUAUUGAUCCUGUCGAAGAACGACGUACCCUCGCAGAGAGAAACGAGCGUCUCCAUGAUCAACUCAAGGCCCUGAAGCAGGACCUCGCUCAAUCGCGAGACGAGACAAAGGAGACAGUGAUGGACAAAAUUCACAGAGAAAACGUUCGCCAGGGUCGUGACAAAUACAAGACCCUACGUGAAAUUCGCAAAGGCAACACCAAGCGUCGUGUCGAUCAGUUCGAGAACAUGUAAAUUAUCCCCCGAUCCUAUGCACGAUCACUAAGCCUACUUUAAAAAUGAACCUUUAUCCUUCACAAUCAUCGUCCGUACUGCUGGAGUGCAGUAAAAGCGCCACCAUAGCCAUAGAUGGGAGCAAUGGACUCCGCGAUCGAGCAUCUAGCGUACCACGCUAAUGCAAAACGAACCAGGUCCAUUCGCUGACAAUUCAAUUCUCGAAGAAGUUUUCAUAGCGUCAUCAAUUUUUAUUCUCGAUGAAACUUUUAUACUUACCUGCCGCGGUGUGCCUCUUCGCCUCUCCACAGCGAUUGGCUCAGUUCGGAACUCGUGCUUACAGUUGUUCCUCCUUACACUUCACGGUACGUUUUACUUGCUCGGAAGAUUCCUGAGGAUCCUGCUGUCCAUACGACUUCAUGAUCUUUCGCGUUUGGCCUACAGGACAGCUCAUCGCGCCGUCUUCUGUAUUAACGUACUGGUUUAGAAUUCGAGAACCUAAUCGGUACGUGCGUCAUACCGGAGUGCCAGUAUUCUUGUUUAAAAAAAAAAAAAACGGUAGACGAAUCGAAAAAUAUUGCAACUGGACGUAAAAUAUAU